Messenger RNA from Tremella mesenterica DSM 1558, 2355 nucleotides. RefSeq lists its product as uncharacterized. NCBI's taxonomy places the organism in Eukaryota, Fungi, Basidiomycota, Tremellomycetes, Tremellales, Tremellaceae. The record is from RefSeq and is a predicted model, not a curated record. Bases 215 to 2173 code for a protein of 652 amino acids. The transcript is spliced from 5 exons.
ACCGACUCGUACCGACUUCCCCCACCCGCCCCUCGGAAUCGACGGAUUGAUCUUCCCUUAUCAACGCUCAACAUCAACCAUCCCCCUCUCUUUCUUUACGACCAUCCUGUUCACAUAGCAUAGAAGUGUGGGAUCUAAUCUACGACCUUAUAAUAAACAUACCUUCCUCUCCUUCAAUCAUUACGUUCCUUGUAUAGUGUCAUUAUCAUUCAACAUGCGUCGUAUCAUACUUGCAUCCGCCCUUCCCUUCGCUUUCACACUCGCCGCCCAUAGUCCUUUAAGACAAGAACGACAUCGACAACUAGCUCGCGCAAACGCACCUGCUGGUGGAUUUCAAGAUGUGGGACAAUCAGGAGUAUCGGCGCAGAUGAUAUUCCUAGGGACAGAAAACACCAUCUUCAUUCUCGACAAAGCCGAGAACAAUGAGUUCUCCAUAACGACCAAUGGCACCAAGCAUCCCGCUUGGGGCGCCAGAUACGACCUCAGAACGAACACUCCCAUAGCCAUGGAAGUUACUGCCAAUACCUUUUGUGCAUGUGGUAGUUACAUGGCCGAUGGUCGUAUGGCCGUAUUCGGUGGAAACCAACCCGUCACAUACAAUGGAACUGCCGUCAACGAUAAGUUCAACAACCCGUCUGGUACUAAUCCCUAUAUGGAUCUGGAUGGUGGAGCAGCCGUCCGUAUAUUAAACCCAUGUGAUGGGGAGAACUGCGAUUGGGAACAAGGUGGCGCAGAUCUGACCAUGGCUGCUCACCGUUGGUACCCCACCGUCGAACCCAUGGGAGAUGGCUCCCUUUGUGUGAUGGGGGGAGAUCAUAACGGCGGUUACGUCUCCACGUUUGCCCAGAACGAAGCGUCUUACGAAUUCUUCCCUAAACAACCUUCAGGUGCCAUCCCCAUGGACUUUCUCAACCGUACAGUCCCAAUCAACCUCUUCCCACUAUCUUGGCUCAUGCCCAAUGGUCAAAUGUUCAUGCAGGCGGCCUACGAAACCAUCAUGUAUGACUUUGACAGCAAGACUGAGAUUCCCCUUCCCCAAAUGCCUUAUGCUGUCAGAGUCUACCCUGCUUCGGCCGCCGCAGUCAUGCUACCCCUUACCCCCGCCAAUAAUUACGAGCCCACCAUUCUCUUCUGUGGUGGAUCAUCUGCACCUUUCAACAAGUCUUCAGACGGAGGUGCCAACUUCAACGUCACGGCAUAUGCAGCAGACGACACAUGUGUCCGUAUCCGUCCCAUGGAUGAAGAUCCUCAAUACGUCGACGACGACAAUCUACCGGAACCACGUAGUAUGGGGUCACUUGUCUUCCUACCUGAUGGAAAGUUGUGGCUCGGUAACGGUGUCGGUAUGGGGACUGCGGGAUAUGGUAACGAAGGUUAUUCGAUCGGUCAAUCGUAUGGACAGGAUCCAGUCUACACGCCGGUCUUGUACGAUCCCGACGCUCCUCUCGGCUCACGCUUCAAUCGUGAUGGUCUGAGUCCUUCCCAGCAUGAGAGGAUGUAUCAUUCCACAGCUCUCCUCCUCCCCGAUGGAUCAAUCAUUCUCGCAGGCAGCAACCCCCGAGCCGACGUCAGCUAUGACCCAUGGCCAACAUCAUACUCCGUCGAACGUUGGUAUCCCCACUGGUACAACUUGCCUCGUCCCGAACCAUCCGGUUUCCCAAGCUCUCUCACGUACGGCGGUGAGGCUUGGAAUCUGACUUACACGCCUACCAACUCUUCUUCUGAUCCAAAUCAGAGCAAAGUGGUUGUCAUCCGGACCGGGUUUGCGACACAUGGUGUCAACUGGGGUCAGAAAUAUCUCGAACUCAAUUCGACCUAUACCAAGGAUGGAAGUACCGGUGAAGUCAUGAUGCACGUCAGUCAGAUGCCACCCAAUGCGAAUCUUUUCCAACCUGGUCCAGUGUUGAUUUUCCUUGUCGUUGAUGGGAUUCCCUCUGUUGGCUCUAUCAUCAUGGUUGGGUCUGGUCAAAUCGAAACACAACCCAUACUUCCUGUCGCCGAACUUCCCCAAUCUCAAGUGGUCAUCCCCGAUACUUCCUCUACCUCCAACAACUCAUCAGAUGGUUCUACUUCAACAGGAGGAUUAUCAGCAUCAAACGCCGCUGGACGGUCUUUAACAUUACCUUCUGUCACUCUCACAAUUAUCCCUUUACUCUUUGCUUUGCUCAGAUAGCGUCCGUACAUUCAUUUAUCAAUGUCCAUUCUUACAUGUGUAUGUCAUGUCCUACGAAUUAGUCAUGGUGCAGAGGAGAGGAAAGAGAGAGGAAGAAUAGACAGUCGCAGGCGACAGAGGAACCUCUUUUGCAUACCACCGAGGAGGAAUAAUCGCUUGCAUAUGCAUCUAUGGUGCUCUUC